Molecule: messenger RNA, 994 nt
Organism: Gossypium raimondii (Peruvian cotton)
Lineage: Eukaryota; Viridiplantae; Streptophyta; Magnoliopsida; Malvales; Malvaceae
Product: cyclin-dependent protein kinase inhibitor SMR3
Exons: 1
Coding region: 390-854 (154 amino acids)
Biological process (GO): regulation of DNA endoreduplication
Source: RefSeq, a predicted model, not a curated record
UUUUGUUUAUAUAUAUGGUUGCAUUGGAUCCUACGCCAAAGUGGGUUGUCAAAGCCUUUUCUCUGUCUCUCAUCUUUGCUUUCUCUUUCUCAUUUCGCAGCUAAAUUCCAAACUAAAAUCCAAGAUAGAAAAAGAAAUUCAGAGAACAAUCAAGGAAGAUGGUGAUGUGAUGAAUUAAAAAAAAGAAAAACCCUUUGGCAUUUUCGUUUCCUAUAUAUCAAAUACCAAAGCUGCUUCUCUUUGUUUUUCUAGGCUUUUUUUUCCUGCUGGUACUUGUACUGUCUUUUCCUUCAUUUGCUUGCAAUUUUCAUAAGUUGAUCCCUCUCUCUCAUCUUUAAAUUCUUUGUCCUUCAUCAUUUCUUCAUAUCCUAGGUUGAUUUUGGACUUCCAUGUACUCAAAAUUAAAACCAGUUCCAUUCAUGGGUGUCUCAACUACCAUGGAACUCAGUUUCUUGGUUAGGCCUCCUCUAGAAUUCAAUGAAGAUUGUGGAACUGCAACUAAUGUUAAACAAGAAGAAGAAGAAGAGAAUAGCAAGUUGGUGAUGAUGGGUACAUCUGAAUCUGAGGUGGUUGCUGCUGCUAAUGAUGAUCAAGAUGAAAACGACAACGAUGGGUUCAAGACUCCUACUUCAUUGGACCAUAAAAUCCCAACCGCCACCAUCCUCAAGUGCCCACCUGCACCAAGGAAACCAAAAUCCCUCCCCAUUAUAUCGUCACCAGCAAAACGAAAACCGCUUCGCAGGAGAAUCCUACUUGAUUUGACGAAAGAGAUCGAGUCUUUGUUCCCUCCAGCUCUUAUUGCAGAUCUAGGGAACAAGAUUAAGAAAGUCAGACAGGGAAGUGACUUCAAAUGAUAUGAUAUAUAUAUACAUAUAUACAUACAAAUAUAACUAUAUAUGUAUCAUGUAUUUAUUUGAAGAAUUUUAAUUAUGUUAUUUGUUGUCAUCAUCCAAGACCAUCACAUCUAUGUUCAGUUUCAUUGAUGUGUUUUUUA